Molecule: messenger RNA, 1512 nt
Organism: Poeciliopsis prolifica (blackstripe livebearer)
Lineage: Eukaryota; Metazoa; Chordata; Actinopteri; Cyprinodontiformes; Poeciliidae
Product: protein NDRG3-like
Exons: 16
Coding region: 240-1250 (336 amino acids)
Biological process (GO): signal transduction
Cellular component (GO): cytoplasm
Source: RefSeq, a predicted model, not a curated record
GGGAAAAACACUCCAUUAGAGUCCGUUAACUGGGGACUGGUUGCCUGGUGACGACUGGCAAGCUAGUUAAAGCUGCUAACUGACCAAUGGGAGCGUUGCUCCUGCCAAGCACUGACUCAAGGGUUCCGUUUGGGGAACGGUUCGGUUCGGCUCGGUUCUGAUGGAGCUCGCCUACAUGAUGUCGUUGUUACGGAUUACAGGUGUUUUCUACCAGCUGACUGGUGUGAAACACUGAGAUCAUGGAGGAGCUUCACGACGUGCAGCUGACGGAGGUCAAACCUCUGCUCACAAGACAGAAUAGGGCCAGCCUCCAGGACGUCAACAGCAACGCACACCACGUGGAAACGGCGCAUGGAGUGCUGCACGUCACCAUGAGGAACGUUGGCAAGGGCAACCGACCCACAAUCCUCACCUACCACGACGUUGGACUGAACCAUCAGUCUUGCUUCAACACUCUGUUCAACUUUGAGGACAUGAAGGAAGUGAUGCAGCAUUUCUCUGUGCUGCAUGUUGACGCUCCUGGACAGCAGGACAACGCUCCAGUCUUCCCCUCUGGGUACCAGUACCCCACCCUGGAAGAGCUGGCCGACAUGCUGCCGCCUGUCCUUUCCAAGCUGCAGGUGAAGAGUGUGAUCGGUAUCGGCGUCGGAGCUGGAGCCUACAUCCUCGCCAAGCUGGCUCUGAACAAGCCCAACUUGGUGGAAGGCUUGAUUCUGAUCAACAUCGACCCGUGUGGCAAAGGCUGGAUGAACUGGGCCGUCUCCAAGCUGAGCAGCUGGACCAGCAGCCUGGUGGACAACAUCAUGGAACACCACUUCACCUCUGACGAGUUACUGGAGAACAAGGACAUCAUUCAGAUGCUGAGACUUCACAUCUCUCAGGACAUUCCUCAGGAGAACCUGGCCUUGUACUUCAGCUCCUACGAGAACCGUGUUGACCUGGAGAUAGAGCGGCCCGUCCCUGGUCUCACUGGAAGCAGCAUCGUCACGCUCAGGUGUCCCGUUCUGCUGGUGGUCGGAGACAUGUCACCUUUUGUGGAUGCCGUGGUGGAUUGUAACUCCAGACUGGAUCCCAGCAAGACCACCUUGCUGAAGAUGGCGGACUGUGGGGGGCUUCCUCAGGUGGUUCAGCCUGGGAAGUUAGCCGAGGCCAUCAAGUACUUCCUCCAGGGAAUGGGAUACAUGCCCGCAGCCGGUAUGACCCGUCUGAUCCGCUCCAGAAGCCGCUCCGCCAGUGGGACCUCGAUCUGAGACCGGCGCCGCAGCGCCACCGACACCCACCAGGGGGCGCCGCUGAAGUCCAGACCAUCCAGACAGCAGUUGCUGCCUUGCGGUUCUGGUUCUGCUCCUCCUCCAGUUGUCAGAGUUCUUCCUGAAAAGUCCAGUUCAGGCUGGACAUCGGACCGGUGCGGUUCUGUUAUCCAGUGGUAACACGUUUCUGUGGAGUUUAGAUGCUGUUGUUCUGUGGUUCUUGUUCUCUUGGAUCAGACAUUUUUCUCUCUUUCUUGUGGUU